CCUUUUUUUACCUUAUAAAAAAUACACCUUGCUCAUACGACAUCGUUUCGAAGCUUUCAUCUCCCACAUCGCAUCUGAACCAGCAACAAUCCUUCUAGGGUUCGCAAUCGCAAUCACAAACCCUAACCCCUCUCCAAUUGCAACAAUCAUCCUGCUAAAAUGGCAAUUGCACGCACUGGAGUCUACGUCGAUGACUAUUUGGAGUAUGCCAAUACAUUGCCUGCUGAGCUUCAGAGACUGCUCAACACCGUCCGUGAACUCGAUGAACGAUCCCAAUCUAUGAUAAACCAGACUAGGCAGCAAACAAAGUACUGUAUGGGGUUCUCAUCACAUGGCUCUAGGAAGGGUAAUAAUCAUUACUACAAUAGUAACAGUUACGCGAACGAGGAUGACGAUGCCGCUAUUGAGAAAAUGCGAAAAGACAUCGAGACAUAUCAGGAUAAUGCAUUGAGUCUGUGUACUGAGAAGGUUUUGUUGGCACGACAAGCAUAUGAACUGAUAGAUAGCCAUGUAAAACGACUUGAUGAGGAUUUAAACAACUUCGCCGAAGAUUUAAAGCAAGAGGGAAAAAUAGCACAAGAUGAACCAGCGAUUCUUCCCCCAUUGCCUAUAGUCCCUAAACCUGAAAAGCGCAGGCAAGUCGUAUAUGGAACACCUCAAUCGAAGAGAAUUGAUUACAGGGAUAGAGACUGGGAUCGGGAACGUGAUAGGGACUUUGAGCUAAUGCCUCCGCCAGGAAGUCAUAAGAAGGACUAUGUAAUCCCCAUGGAUGUUGAUCAACCCAUUGAUCCAAAUGAGCCAACAUACUGUGUUUGUCAUCAGGUAUCUUUUGGAGAUAUGAUUGCUUGUGAUAAUGAAAAUUGCCAAGGUGGUGAAUGGUUCCACUAUGCUUGUGUUGGCCUGACACAAGAGACAAGGUUCAAGGGGAAGUGGUAUUGUCCAACUUGCAGAUUACUACCACAAUGUCAAUGAUGAGUCUUUGAACCAGUUAAACUACACUCUUAAAUAGCCAUUGUUGUUUGAAUAUAUUUUCUUACUUUUUAGUGAAUGCAUAAUUUUGGAGCUGUAUUAUGAUGGAUGGGGUAAGUUUAUUGCAAAUCCCCUUGUAACCCUUUCCCUCCUUCCUCCCCGCCCUGCUUAGAAAACACACGUGGGGUUCGACUUAUUUCUCUUGUGUUUUGCUUGGCCACUUGUGUUGUGAGCUCUGUCAUGCCAUGUAUAAAGAAGUCCUAAGACUUGCAAGAUACGGUUCUAGAUUUGAAUUAGGGAGAAGGUUCAUUACUUGUACGUGAAAUGCAAAAGUAGAGGCCUUUGUUAAGAAA
Messenger RNA from Lotus japonicus, 1322 nucleotides. RefSeq names its product PHD finger protein ING2. Bases 160 to 972 code for a protein of 270 amino acids. Gene Ontology annotation, cellular component: nucleus. The record is from RefSeq and is a predicted model, not a curated record. Lineage: Eukaryota; Viridiplantae; Streptophyta; Magnoliopsida; Fabales; Fabaceae. The transcript has 7 exons.